Molecule: messenger RNA, 2143 nt
Organism: Poecilia latipinna (sailfin molly)
Lineage: Eukaryota; Metazoa; Chordata; Actinopteri; Cyprinodontiformes; Poeciliidae
Product: FYVE, RhoGEF and PH domain-containing protein 6-like
Exons: 16
Cellular component (GO): cytoplasm
Molecular function (GO): guanyl-nucleotide exchange factor activity; metal ion binding
Source: RefSeq, a predicted model, not a curated record
UGAGACUUCCUGAAUGUGAUGUUAUCCGUGUCUCUGACCAACAGGACUUCCGUGAGGCCGUGCACAAGGCAUCUCGUCAGAACGGGAAGCCCGUGAUUGAGGAACGUCAUCUCAAUCAGAUCCUGUACUAUCUCCCUCAGCUCUAUGAACUCAACCAGGAUCUGCUUAAAGAGCUGGAGCAGAGAGUUGCCAACUGGGAUGAGAGCACUCAGGGGGCUGAUAUCUUCCUGAAGAAAGGGCCCUAUCUAAAGAUGUACUCCACUUACAUCCGCGAGUUCGACAAGAAUGUGACCCUACUGGUAGAGCAGACUAAGAAGAACUCUGCAUUUAGCGCUGUGGUAAAAGAAUUUGAGGCGAGCCCUCGCUGUGCCAACCUGGCUGUGAAGCAUUACCUGCUGAAGCCAGUUCAGAGAAUCCCUCAGUACCAGCUGCUGCUCACAGACUACCUAAAAAAUCUGUCAGUAGACUCGGAAGACUACAAAGACACAGAAGCUGCCCUUGCUCUUGUGAAAGAGGUGGCCAAUCAUGCCAACGACAUCAUGAAACAUGGGGAUAACUUCCAGAAGCUGGUUCAGGUCCAGUGUCGUCUGAACGGCAACCAUGAGAUCGUCCAGCCGGGACGGAUCUUCAUCAAAGAGGGCGUCCUGAUGAAGCUGUCCAGGAAGGUCAUGCAGCCCCGGAUGUUCUUCCUGCUUAGCGAUGUGUUGCUGUACACCACCCCUGUUCAGCAUGGCCAGUUCAAGCUUAAAAACAUGCUGUCUCUGGCUGGGAUGAAGGUUAGCAAACCCAGUCAAGAGGGCUAUCAGAAUGAGCUGAACAUAGAAAGUGUGGAGCGCUCCUUUAUUCUCUCCGCAAGUUCGGCCGCAGAGCGAGAUGAAUGGCUCAAGACUAUUUCCUCGGCCAUCAGUGAAUACACAAAGAAGAAAAUUAGCUUUAUGUCUUCUAACAAGCCAGAGGAGGAAUAUUUGGGCGAAUGCGUUGAUGGUCCACCUUUGGGAUCCACAGCCCCCAUUUGGAUCCCGGACACACGAACCACCAUGUGCAUGAUCUGCACUUGUGACUUUACCCUGACGUGGAGGAGACACCACUGCCGCGCAUGUGGAAAGGUGGUUUGCCAGGCUUGUUCCUCCAAUAAACACUGUCUUGCAUAUCUAAAGAAGCAGUCAGCACGAGUGUGUGACCAGUGCUUUGACGUUCUUGAGCAUAAAAAUGAAAUUUCCUCAGCAGCAACAUUGCCGCCUGGAAGCAAGGCAACGGUUGCAUUUAACAGAAAACAUAAGAGGAUACCUGCAGCCCUGAAAGAGGUGUCCGCAAACACGGAUAAUUCCUCCAUGAGUGGGUAUCUGCAGAGGUCCAAGCACAAUAAGAAGCAGGGGAAGAGGCUGUGGUUUGUCAUUAAAGACAAAGUCCUGUACACGUACGCCGCUAGUGAGGAUGUGGCAGCCUUAGAGAGUCUGCCCCUGUUGGGCUUCGUGUUAAAAGUGGAUUCCUCUCAGAAGCAGCAGUUUAAGCUCUACCACAAAAACACCCUUCACUACAUUUUCAGGGCAGACGAUGUGCAAACAGCCCAAAGAUGGAUCGACACGUUCAAAGAGGCAGUCGUGUUGUAAAUCUCUGAGUGGAGGAGUUUGUAUUUUACCUCAGUGCUCCGUAGCUUUUACAAAGAAGAAGAAAGUCUUCUGGAAGCACCAUUUUAGUUGAAAUGACCCCCCCACCCCCAUUUUUAUCUUGUUCGAUUGUUUUUACAUUUCUGUAAAUGUUAUUUUUAUAUAUGAGCAAAAUUCUUUGCCUAUAGGAUUUAUGGUAUUUCAUUGAGUACUAAGAGUAUUCAAUAAUGCCAGGCUCUUGUCUCGGACCACUUUGACUUGUUAAUGAUGGCUGCAAAUUUCUGAAAAAUAUUAGACCUAUGUUUUGUUAUAGCUUCAAAGGGUCCAAAAAAUUGUGCAAAGGCUGUUUGUUGUUCCCUGACAUCACACUGUCACUGUGCAAGAGGCUACACAUUUUCAACACCGACUGUAAAAAAGUAACAUUAUUUUACAUAUUUUGCACUUAAGUCACUUAAAACUAUGUACAUAUGAAAUUUUGCAUGUAAACUGAGAAAUAGGAAAUGACUGUAAAGCAAAUAAAAUCAAACGUCUGUGAA